AGCGAUGAUUGCAGCAGGUGUCAGCCGAGAUUGCUGCCGAGUGCGCGCAUUAUUAGUCGUAGGAAUACUGGGGUCAGCGUGGGUACGGUGCAGAGCGAUAGGGAGAGGAUGCUCCGGAUGCAGACGCAAUCCAUGCAGGCGAGGCUGAGGGACGCAAGGAAGUUGGUCGACGAUGGUCGGUACGAGUAUGCCUGCGAUGUGUUGUUUGAGUGCCAGCGAGGGUUCAACUUUUUGGGCAAGGCCAAUUUCAGCACAAAACUGCUGCAUCCAAUGGACCCACCGCCAUGGUGUGACCCGUCGAUGAAGCUGACACUACCCAACGUGCAUUCCUUCCAGCUGCCCGAUCCCUCGUGGGAAUGGGUGUCCCCACGCUGGCUCAUAGACAUGACUUUGGACGUCGACGAGGACGGUUGGCAAUACGCAACGCGCUUCUCCAACGCCACCUGGCACGGCCGGCACUCUGCUGCCAAAUCCUUUGUGCGUCGCCGGCGAUGGCUGCGCCUACGCCGACGCUUGCAAAUCAACCCCCCAGCCCCACCGGCGUCGACGACGCCAACCUGUACAGCAGCAUGACCGAUGACGGCAGACCGGUAGCUGCCGAGGAAUCGUAUGACACUGGGUUGAUGCGUCUCAGCAGAAUCGGCAGCGGCGCCGGCGAAUGUCCAAGCCUGUGGCCGUUGCGAGCAAAAUCAAAAACACCGUGCAGGGUAAUUACGUUG
This is a messenger RNA of Kickxella alabastrina, 719 nucleotides long. RefSeq lists its product as uncharacterized. Lineage: Eukaryota; Fungi; Kickxellomycota; Kickxellomycetes; Kickxellales; Kickxellaceae. The transcript is spliced from 3 exons. Gene Ontology annotation, cellular component: membrane. The record is from RefSeq and is a predicted model, not a curated record. Bases 109 to 573 code for a protein of 154 amino acids.